AUCAGGGAGAUGCUUGAACCAUCGAAGAAAAUGGUGAAGAGACAUACCGUUCUCCUACUACUUGUCUUUGUAAUUAUGUUCUCCUACAAUGUCCUGGAGGGUGGUGCAUACCAGAACCAAGUGGCAUUCUCUCGCAAAGAGCUGAAAGCAGAGCAGAAAGUAUCCUUUACUGGAAUGGAUCCAUCGCUUGGCGGGCAGGUUUCCGGCGCGACCGAUGCAGGAGGUGCAAGCAAUAACGCUGAAAUAUCAAAUGCUAAAACUACUGCUGCCACGGAGUCCCACCGCGACGUCUCAUGGGAUCAGUUCCGUGGUAUCAUCAUCCACACCCACCAGGUCAAGAAACCAUAAUGAUGAACUAAGACAAACGACCAUGGGCACCAAUCUGAUAUAUAUCCAUGGAUGAACAAAUUAUCAAGUUGGCAAUUUCUACACUAAGAUGUGGGUUCUCUGUUAUAUAUGUGUGUGUAAUAUAAUAUGGAACUGAUAUAUUGUAAGACUUGGAUGGUAUGUUGGAUUAUGAAGCUACUUAUUGCUGUACUAAUUAUAGUACAUGGUAUUGUACUAUACACUGCAGAAUAAACAUGCCCACGGUCCAUGGUAAUGCCCACUAUUUAUAAUUA
Messenger RNA from Triticum dicoccoides, 620 nucleotides. RefSeq lists its product as uncharacterized. The record is from RefSeq and is a predicted model, not a curated record. Bases 10 to 348 code for a protein of 112 amino acids. NCBI's taxonomy places the organism in Eukaryota, Viridiplantae, Streptophyta, Magnoliopsida, Poales, Poaceae. The transcript is spliced from 2 exons.